CGGGCGCGAGGGCGGUAGAGGCGGAGCAAUCGGCGGAAAUGCAUCUGCUCGGCUGCCUCCACCAUGGGCGAACUGGUACAGGAAGAGCUUUCGGCUCUGGAGUCAAUUUUCUGUGGGCCGGACGAGUGGGAGGUGGUGAGCUGCUCAGAAACAGGUGGAACUUCAUUCAGAAUUAACACAAAUGGACAAGGAUUUUUGGAUGAAAAUAUACCAUUACAUCUGUCAUUUCAUUUACCAGCUACUUACCCAUUUUGCCUGCCAGGAAUCUCAGUUAAUUCUCACCACCUUACCAGAGCUCAAUGUAUAGUUAUAAAAGAGAAGCUACUUGAACAAGCAGAAAAACUUUUGUCUGAGCCUAUGGUACAUCAGCUGGUUCUAUGGAUUCAACAGAAUCUCAAGUACCUCAUUGGGCAACCAGAAACAACUAUUGGCUCUGAAGACUGCUCUUUGUCUACAAGUACAUCUGUGAAUGAUGGAAUGUGGAUAACCCUUUUGCAUUUAGAUCAUAUGAGAGCAAAGACAAAGUAUGUCAAAACUGUGGAGAAGUGGACUUCAAAUUUAAGACUUACUGGAAGACUGAUGUUUUUAGGCAAAAUUAUCCUUAUUCUUCUACAAGGAGACAGAAACAAUAUCAAGGAGUACCUGAUUCUUCAGAAAACCUCCAAAGUAGAUGUGGACUCAAGCGGAAAGAAAUGCAAAGAGAAAAUGAUUAGUAUACUCUUUGAAACAAAAGUACAGAUGGAACACAAAAGGUUCCUGGCAUUUGAAGUCAAAGAGUAUUCAUCCUUGGAUGAGUUACGAAAGGAAUUUGAAGCUGCAGGACUCAAGGAGCUGUUCUCUGAGUUUGUACUUAAGCUGGCUAACCAUCACCAAUUCCUUAACCAGAUCCACAGAUAGCAUAAAAUUGAAGUCAUUCAUCAUCCUGGUUAUUCUCUAUAUACUUUCUCACUCAUAUCCUUCUUAAAAUAUGCUGCCUAAGACUGAACACAGCCCAGCAGAUAUAGUCUGAUGUGAGAGAGAGACAAAUCCAGAGACUUUUGAAAAUGGAAAAGCCUGGAGAAAAUGUAAAGAUUCCAGCAGCAGCAGGGGGGAUGGGUGGAAAAGGAUUUGGAACCUUGGGAAAGCAACAACCCAGGAAGAGCAGUUGGUCUGUGCUCUCUUGACUGGAGACCUCCUGAGGCCAAUAUCUGACUGGAUCCCAAUUUCAAAAAUCUUUCCCAUCCUUGAAUCUAAUCACCAUCCUCCCAAACCAGCAAGUGGACAGAAUUGGAGAGAAAAGGAGUCCACCUGAAGAUUUAUCUUAAUCUCCUUUACCCUGAACUUGGGGAUGCCUGCUGUGCAGGGUCAGAAGCCAGGGUUCAACACUCUGAACCUCUCAGGAGCUCAGGCCACCAAACCUGGCUUACCUAACUUUGGGGGGAAAGAGUUUAGACAGCUAGGGAUCCCCUUUUCCCUCUUCCCUACUUGACCCCUAUUUACUAGAUAUUCAACCUUAUCCUUUAUCCCUGUUGUUAGAAUAAACUCAUUACAAAGUCGACUGACACAAGUCUGAGGGAAGAGUUCUCACAACUGAGGGGGAGAAAGAAGUGAUCUCUCUCCCCAGGUAAAAGAAGCCUGAUAUUUAGAAGAAGACAAACAGUGGGGAGUAAACAGGCAGGCUUGGUGAGGAACCAUAACUAAAGAGAGUUGGAAGGGGGAAACAACAAACUCAUCCUCCUUCUACCUCUUGGUUCAAGACCACCAUCAACUUCACCUCCCUUGGUUCUGACCUUAAGGGAGGGAAGACUCCAUUCUCUCCCUCUCCUCUCUCCCCACAUAAAAUCCCUCUUAUUAAAUAACACAGACCAGGGCAGAGCAUGUUAGGACUAUAAUCUUAUUCCUGCAAAAUAGCUUUUUUUUUUCUUUUUGGUAACACUCACCUUCCAUCUCGGAACCAAUUGGUUCCAAGGCAGAAGAGUGGUAAGAGCUAGGCAAUGGGGAUCAAGUGACUUGCCCAGGGUCACAUAGCUAGGAAGUGUCUGAGGCCAGAUUUGAACCUUGGGCCUCCCAUCUCUAAGCCUGGCUCUCAAUCCACUGAGCCAUCCAGCUGUCCCCCCAAAUUACAUUAAAAUUUUUUUUUCUUUCUUACAGGAGGAUGCAUUAUUAAUAUUUUUUCUAGGCAAUGGGGAUUAAGUGACUUGCCCAGAGUCACACAACCAAGAAGUGUCUGAGGCCAGAUUUGAACCUAGGACCUCCCAUUUCUAGGCCUGGCUCUUAAUCCACUGAGCCACCUAGCUUCCCCUCUGCAAAAUAGCUUUUUACAAAAAAGUUAGUUUUAACUAAUAUCUUUUGUUUUAGAUUUCUUCUUAUAUCCUAUUCUCUUAUCCUUCCUGGACAGAUAUUCCUUAUAAUAACGACCUUUUUAGAAAAAGAGAUACAGUAAUUCAAAUUAACACAUUAGAAAAAUGGCAUUAUACUCAUACAUUAUCUAAUAUACAUCUGUGGACCUAUAUAUAUAUUUGCGUGUGUAUAUAUGUCCAACUGUUUAUCUGUAAUCUGUCUAUGUAAAAAAAAAAAGAUCCAUGGGGCAAAUGAAGGUCUUUGAAUUUGCUUUGUGGUUCCAGUUUUUGGCAUUUGACAAAUACUACACAGGUCCAUUUUUUGGUCAUGACUAUAGCAGUUUUGAACUGGACUAAAAAAGACCUCCCUUAUCUCAGUAAUUUUUACCUAACCUGAGCUUUGAUUCCAAUGUACGCAUUUUUUCUGUGAACCAUUUUUCACCUCUAACCUUCCAUAAGCUUACUCUUGAAGAGCUCUAGAACCAUAUAAACAUGUAGGUGAGUGCUUUUUCUCUCAGUUGUUUUUGCAUUAUUGUUCAAACUUAAAAUUAUAUAAAAGAAAGUAUUAUUUGUGACUACUGUUUAUAAUGGAAUACACAAUUCAACCAGAAGAAUUAAAUAAAUUCAGAUUUAGUUCAA
Molecule: messenger RNA, 2957 nt
Organism: Monodelphis domestica (gray short-tailed opossum)
Lineage: Eukaryota; Metazoa; Chordata; Mammalia; Didelphimorphia; Didelphidae
Gene: RWDD3
Product: RWD domain containing 3
Biological process (GO): positive regulation of hypoxia-inducible factor-1alpha signaling pathway; positive regulation of protein sumoylation
Molecular function (GO): protein binding
Source: RefSeq, a predicted model, not a curated record